GUCAAAAAGAGUGUUGACACGUGUCAGAACAUUCUGUAGUGUUUUUAAGUGAAUUCUUUUUUUUUAGCAAUUAGCAAACAAAACGUAAUCCGGACGACGACGACAACUGACCGGUUAGAAUUUAGCAUCGCAGCGGCAGCAGAAAGAGGCGAGGCAGUAGAGUUCGUCAAUAAAAGAACAGCGCAGCGAAGCAAAGGGGCGACGAUACGAAUCCGCGGACUAGAGCCACCAGCCAACAGCAGCUGUUUCGUGGCACCGGACUGGACCGGACGGGAGCGAUCCAAAGUAACAUAGGCGCAGAUUCCAAACGCAAUACCCAAUACCAAAAAGACGGCCAUGGCCCAAAGUCGAAGCCACCGCACACAGAUUCUGCUCACCUUGGGCGCCUUGGUGGCCCUGCUACAGUGUAUCGCCGCUGUGGAGUUCACCUUCGACCUGGCCGACAAUGCGGAGGAUUGCUUCUACGAGGAGAUCAAAAAGAACUCCAGCGCCUACUUCGAGUUCCAAGUAUCCGCCGGUGGUCAGCUGGACGUGGACGUGACGCUGAAGGAUCCGCAGGGCAAGGUCAUCUACAAGCUGGAGCGGGCUACGUUCGAUAGCCACCAGUUCACGGCGGAGAUAACGGGCGUAUAUACGGCCUGCUUCGGCAACCAAUUCUCAGCUUUCUCGCACAAAAUCGUCUACGUGGACUUCCAGGUGGGCGAGGAGCCGGCGCUUCCGGGCGUCGACGAGCAUGCCACCGUGCUUACCCAGAUGGAGACCUCAUCGCAGGCGAUUCACAAGGGCCUCAACGAAAUUCUCGAUGCCCAGACGCAUCAUCGGCUGCGCGAGGCGCAGGGACGCAAGCGGGCCGAGGAUCUUAAUCAGCGCGUGAUGGUGUGGUCGUCGCUGGAGACGGCCGCCGUCGUACUCAUCGGUCUCGUCCAAAUCCUGGUGCUGCGCAACUUCUUUACGGACCGCAAGCCCAGCCAGGCGCACUACGGCCGUCUGUAAGGGCCCGAUCAGAAGUCUGAGCAGCAAGGCGCAGGGAGGAAGGAGCAAUGAGAAGCAGUAGUUGGACUCGGAGCGCCGCAUCUCUUAUUUUAAUUAUUUUUUUUUUCGGUGUUCCUUUAGAACGCUCUGCGUUGAUAUAUAGAAGAGCUCACGUUGUCAAUAUCUCUUUCUCCGCUCCUAUAUCUGCAACGUAUUCAUUCCCACUCCCCCACGGGCAGUUUCUUUUUUUCUUUUUGGUGUUAGCCGGCCCCGAUCCAACCUACCUACCGACAUGUAAAAUCUUUUUGAUGAGACCCCGCAACCCGGAAACAGAAUGAAUGUUUUUUUUUCUACAUUAAAUACAUGCAAAAGCAACCAUAACUCGAUAGCUAAAAGUAAA
Molecule: messenger RNA, 1372 nt
Organism: Drosophila serrata
Lineage: Eukaryota; Metazoa; Arthropoda; Insecta; Diptera; Drosophilidae
Gene: p24-1
Product: transmembrane emp24 domain-containing protein
Source: RefSeq, a predicted model, not a curated record